Messenger RNA from Amaranthus tricolor (Joseph's coat), 1288 nucleotides. Its product is annotated as perakine reductase-like. Gene Ontology annotation, cellular component: cytoplasm. The record is from RefSeq and is a predicted model, not a curated record. The coding region runs from base 98 to 1138 and encodes 346 amino acids. Lineage: Eukaryota; Viridiplantae; Streptophyta; Magnoliopsida; Caryophyllales; Amaranthaceae. The transcript is spliced from 7 exons.
UUUUCUGCCUGCUACCUCACAAAAUAUUGUGCACUUUUAUUCAAUCAAAACAUUUCCACCAUAGCUAUUCUUGAUCAUCAAGCAACAAGAAAUAUUAAUGGAGGAUUUUCGUCAAUUUAACGUGCCCAAAAUCAAAUUAGGUGGCCAAGGAUUAGAGGUUUCAAGACUAGGAUUUGGUUGUGGAGGACUAUCCGGUAUAUAUAAUGCACCUCUCACACAUGAAGAAGGGAUUUUAAUGAUCAAGCAAGCUUUUAAUAGUGGCAUUACAUUUUUUGAUACUUCUGAUUUAUAUGGUGAUAACUAUGACAAUGAGAUCAUGAUUGGCAAGGCCCUCAAGGAGCUUCCUAGAGAAAAAAUUCAACUAGCAACUAAAUUUGGUUGCUUCAAGAUAGGUGAUGUAUUUGGUGUCAAAGGUAACCCAGAUUUUGUAAGGAAGAGUUGUGAAGGUAGCCUUAAACGUCUUGGUGUUGACUACAUUGAUCUAUAUUUCCAACAUCGUGUCGACACAUCGGUUCCGAUAGAAGAAACUAUGGGUGAGCUAAUGAAGCUAGUAGAGGAAGGUAAGAUAAAGUACAUUGGAUUAUCUGAAGCAAGUGUAGACACUAUUCUAAGAGCACAUACUGUUUACCCUUUAACUGCCGUGCAAAUACAAUAUAAUCUUUGGUGUCGUGAUGUUGAACAAGAUGUAAUUCCUCUUUGCCGUGAGCUUGGAAUUGGGAUAGUUACUUAUAGCCCUCUUGGUCGUGGCUUCUUUGGAGGAAAGGCAGUUGUGGAAGCUCUACAAACAGAAAGCUUUUUGAAUUUACAUCCAAGGUUCAUUGGUGAAAAUCUAGAGAUAAACAAGUUAUUGUACAACCGACUUGCUGAUUUAUCAACAAAGCAUUCAUGUUGUGUGCCACAAUUAGCCUUGGCUUGGUUGCUUCAUCAGGGGAAUGACAUUGUUCCCAUCCCGGGAACUACGAAAAUAAAAAACCUUAAUACCAAUAUCGAGUCAUUGACAAUAAAAUUAGAGACCAAUGAUUUGAAAGAAAUAUCGGAUGCAAUUCCUAUUGAUGAAGUUAAAGGGGAACAAGAUCCUGAUGCCCUAAUGAAAAUUUCAUACAAGUUUGCUAAUACUCCCAUGAAGAAAUUCAUUUGAGCUAUGGAUUGAAUAUCAACUAUAUAUCAUGUUGUACUCCUACUUGCUUGAAGUUCCAAUUCAAGCUAUUUAAUUACUUUUUAUGCCAAAAGUGUAUUUUCAUUUUCAUAAUUUUGUAUUAAUAAUAAAAAUAAUCCAAAUUGUUGAUUA